CUAGAUUUUCAAAGAGUAUCUAAGCAAUUAUUUUUAUGUUAGCUCAAGUAAUGGAUUUCAUCAAGUCUCUCUUCAGCAUGCCUCUCUAUCAUUUCAUCCACAAAGAUUUCCAUGGCAUCGUCUCCCGAAUGACUCUCCUAGAUAAAUUCAUCUUCCUUAUUGUGCACUCCAUUGAUAAGUGGGGAAUAUGGCCUCGUUUACCUGUGUUCUUAGGUCUAUCUUAUCUAGGACUACGUCGACACCUUCACCAGCAAUACAACUUAUUCAACGUUGGUAAAACUCCAGUUGGUGGAAGGUUUCAUCCUGCUGAUAUUACUUUCAGGACGGCGGCUGGAGAACUUAAUGACCCCUUCAAUGGAAGUGCCGGCAGCCAGGGAACUUUCUUUGGCAGGAAUAUUCUCCCUGUUGAUCAGGACAACGAGCUACGGAAACCAGAUCCAAUGGUGGUUGCCACAAAACUUCUAGCACGAAGAAGUUUCGUAGACACAGGAAAGCAAUUCAACAUGAUAGCAGCCUCUUGGAUUCAGUUUAUGAUACAUGAUUGGAUUGACCACAUGGAGGAUACUAAUCAGACUGAGCUGAUUGCACCCAAAGAAGUUGCAAGCCAAUGCCCUCUUAGUGCUUUCAGGUUCUAUAAGACAAAGGAAGUUCGAACGGGCUCUUCUGAAAUCAAAAGCGGUCAUUUAAAUAUUCGAACACAUUGGUGGGAUGGAAGUGCUGUAUAUGGAAGCAACGCCGAGAGAUUGCAGAAAGUGAGGACUUAUAAAGACGGGAAGCUUAAAAUAUCAAAAGAUGGCCUUCUUCUUCAUGAUGAAAAUGGAAUUGCUGUGACAGGAGAUGUUCGUAAUAGUUGGGCAGGUGUCUCAACAUUACAGGCUCUUUUUGUUAAAGAACACAACGCAGUUUGUGACGCCCUCAAGAAGGAAUAUCCUGAUCUGGAAGAUGAAAAACUAUAUCGCCAUGCAAGGCUAGUAACUUCAGCUGUGAUUGCAAAGAUCCAUACAAUUGAUUGGACAGUGGAGCUCCUCAAAACUGAUACUUUACUUGCAGGGAUGCGUGCCAACUGGUAUGGAUUAUUGGGAAAGAAAUUUAAGGACACAUUUGGACAUGUUGGGGGAUCCAUAUUAAGUGGUUUCAUUGGCUUAAAGAAGCCUGAAAAUCACGGUGUUCCAUAUUCAUUGACUGAGGAGUUUGUUGGCGUUUAUCGGAUGCACUCUCUUCUGCCAGACAAUCUUGAUCUCAGGGAUGUCACGGCUGCACCAGGAGCUAACAAGUCUCCUCCAUUGAUUGAAAAGGUACCUAUGGCAAAUUUGAUUGGGCUUAAGGGAGAAACAGCCUUAUCAGAAAUUGGAUUCGAAAAGCAAAUGGUUUCAAUGGGUCACCAAGCUUCUGGCGCCUUAGAGCUUUGGAACUAUCCUCUGUGGCUCAGGGAUCUUAUACCACAAAAUGUGGACGGCACAGAGAGGGCUGACCAUGUAGACCUAGCAGCUCUUGAAGUUUACAGAGACAGGGAGAGAAAAGUUGCGAGAUACAACGAGUUCCGGAGGGCCUUACUAUUGAUUCCUAUCUCUAAAUGGGAAGAUCUAACGACGGAUAAGGAAAAAAUUCAAGUGCUCCAUGAAGUUUACGGUGAUGAUGUUGAAGAGCUUGAUCUGCUAGUCGGUCUUAUGGCUGAGAAAAAGAUCAAUGGUUUCGCCAUUAGUGAGACUGCUUUUGUAAUUUUCCUACUGAUGGCUUCCAGGAGACUCGAAGCUGACAGGUUUUUUACAAGCAAUUUCAAUGAAGAGACGUACACAAAGAAAGGACUACAAUGGGUGAAUACGACAGAGAGCCUUAAAGAUGUAUUAGACCGCCAUUAUCCGGAAAUUACAAAGAAAUGGAUGAACUCAACGAGUGCAUUUUCUGUUUGGGACUCAGCUCCAAAUGCUCUUAACCCCAUUCCUCUCUAUCUUCGUCUGCCACAGUGAAGCUUAAUAUCUAAGUGUAAUUAAUAAUUAAUUUUUUUUUCUCAAUAAAAAAUGUGUUUAUUA
Molecule: messenger RNA, 2030 nt
Organism: Pistacia vera
Lineage: Eukaryota; Viridiplantae; Streptophyta; Magnoliopsida; Sapindales; Anacardiaceae
Product: alpha-dioxygenase 1-like
Exons: 10
Coding region: 36-1967 (643 amino acids)
Biological process (GO): response to oxidative stress
Molecular function (GO): heme binding; peroxidase activity; oxidoreductase activity, acting on single donors with incorporation of molecular oxygen, incorporation of two atoms of oxygen
Source: RefSeq, a predicted model, not a curated record